AUGGUGUUCGAAGGCCUUUUUGGAAAAAAGAAAAAGGUCUUUGGUUUACCCCUCGACCAAGCCAUCAAGGCUUCACCCAUUUUCAACGGACUUCCAUUCCCUCUCACGAAAUGUGUCGAUGCCGUUGAACGUUUUGCUCUCCACGAAGAGGGUAUCUAUCGAAGAGCUGGAGCCAAGAACGCUAUUGAGGCUCUCGUUAAAUUGUUUGACUCGGGCAAAGAUCCAGAAUUACAAAAUGAAGAUCCCUACACGAUUUGUUGUGUCGUGAAGGAGUACUUGAAAAAGCUUCCUGAUCCUCUCACGACCUAUGAGUUAUAUAAUUCAUUCAUGGAAUUGGGAAGAACGAGAAAGAAUAAGACUCGUGAAGAGUCGGCCGAGAUUAUGAGAGCCUUGAUUGAAAAGCUUCCCGACAACUCUCGUUAUGUUCUUUAUUUUGUGGUUAAGCAUUUGCAUGCUGUGGCUCAACAUCAUGACGAAAACAAGAUGAGUAUUACCAACUUGUCCAUUGUGUUUGGUCCUACUCUAUUCAGAUCCACCAAUACAAGUCCUACUGUGAUGCUGGGAGAUGUCUCUCACCAAGGUUACUGUGUGGAUUUAUUGAUUCGAGAAGCCGACACAAUCUUUAACUCAAUUAUUGUGAAUAAUAAGCAAGUGGCUGUGCUGGAUGAUCCAUUGAGUGUGUCACCAGCUUCCAAUGCUGUCUCUCCUACUUUUGAGCAAUCAAAACGUGAGGAGGAUAAUGCCAUGAACGGUGGAGCUGCAACUACAGCCAAUGCCUCAAAUAGACAUUCCAAGAGAUUUUUCUCAAUUGGUGGUCAUCAAGCUCAAGACAAGAGAAAAGGACUCUCCUUGAUAGAAUUAAAGCUCUCUGAUCAAGAGUCACCAGUACAAGCUGGAAGAGGAUUAUUCAGACCAGAAAGCACUCGAAUUAUAUUUACUGAGGACAAAUCCAAGCAAGUGACAUACACAACCGAUGACAUCACUCAAAUUGUGAAGAGUAUUAUCGGAGAAAAUUUGGAAGAGUCCGCCCAUCGAUCGUUUAAGAGAUCGCUCAGUGAUGGUAGUUCCAUGUUGAGAGCUCCAAAGAAAUCGGCAUGGAAGAGCGAGACACCUGAAGAUAUUCAAUCAUUGAGUCCCACUUCUGGUCGAAAUAGAAGAUCAUCUGCUGUCGAGGAAUACACAAAGGAUUUGGAUCAUGCAUCCGAUAUUACAACUGGCUCUAAGCUUGCAGACUUGACCAACGAUCCAAACAAUAGCGCUCUCCAAAAACAAGAAAACGCCUGCUUGAAAAAUAAUCUAACAGAAGAAACUAAAAAGCAACUGGAAAGCGUUCCUGUAGAUAUUGUGAACAAACCACUUGAAAGUUUGAAUAAGAGAAUUGAGAUAAGACGAAAUGCCUCACGUGACAUUUACAAUGGCAUAGAUUUGACGAAAAUUGAUGAGAAAUGGAACUCACAACAGCUCUAUCUUGAAAAAUCAAUCAUACGAGAGGAAAUCAAGCACUUUGAAGAGUGUUACUUUAAGACUAACCCUUCGGCAAGCAAACUACCAAAAGAGGUCAAGGAACUGAUCAGGCCGCUGUUUGAAAGAUAUAAUCAAGCAAAAGACAUUUACGAAAUUUUUGUUUCGAAUCGACACGCCUAUUCGUCACAAAUGAGCACCGAAUCUCCGCUGCAUCAAGUUGUCAUUUAUCGAUCGAACAAUAACUUAUCCAUGAAUACCAACCAAAAUCGACAGAGCAAUCCUUACUUGGGAGGAAGGAGGUCAAUUUCUUUUUCGAUACGAGGAACAUCCACUCAAAUCAAAUCACCAGAAUUCAAACAAUUAUUGCUUAAAAACAAGCAUUAUUGCGAGUUGAAAAAGAAAAAGAAGGAGCUUCAAACAAAACUAUUAGAAUAUGAAAAGAAAUUUGAAAAAGACCACAACAGAAAGAUGAAGUAUUUAAGUGAUUGGGCAGACAUGCAGAGUGAUUAUGAGGAAUACAUGUCAAUCAAGCAAAAGAUGGACAAUAUUGUUUCAACUAUUACUUCCUCGAACAGCAAGAUAUCCUCUCCGCACGCAGGUGAUGAGUAG
Messenger RNA from Naegleria lovaniensis, 2073 nucleotides. RefSeq lists its product as uncharacterized. The transcript is spliced from 2 exons. Lineage: Eukaryota; Heterolobosea; Eutetramitea; Acrasida; Naegleriidae. The coding region runs from base 1 to 2073 and encodes 690 amino acids. Gene Ontology annotation, molecular function: GTPase activator activity. The record is from RefSeq and is a predicted model, not a curated record. Gene Ontology annotation, biological process: signal transduction; activation of GTPase activity.